Messenger RNA from Synchiropus splendidus (mandarinfish), 5553 nucleotides. RefSeq names its product TELO2 interacting protein 1 (gene tti1). Lineage: Eukaryota; Metazoa; Chordata; Actinopteri; Syngnathiformes; Callionymidae. Gene Ontology annotation, cellular component: cytoplasm. Bases 161 to 3403 code for a protein of 1080 amino acids. The record is from RefSeq and is a predicted model, not a curated record. The transcript is spliced from 14 exons. Gene Ontology annotation, biological process: chromatin remodeling.
CUGAUUACGUCAUAUUGUCGCGUCGCAGUGGCAGACUAAUGGCGUCAGAACUCGGAGCCAUGAAGUUGUUUUCAUUCUUUGUGUCGUGUCUUUAGCGUUUUAUUUUUGGUGUAUUCUGUAAAUUCCAGGAAUCCUGACUGUUUUGCAGAGCUCAGCUGCGAUGCCUCCCGCCAUGACUCAGAUCAGCGAUCCAAAGAUUGCAUUCGCCUACUUGCGACCGGCCUGUGUCCUCCUGACCCGUCAGCCCACCGUGGACAAUGUGGAGAGACUGCAUUCGCAGCUGAAGGAAGUGGACGACGCCACGCUGCAGCAGCUCCAAGACUACAUUCUCUUCCCGCUACGCUUUGUCCUCAAAACCCCCGGCUCCAAAGAGAAGAAUGCACUGGUCCAGGUGACUGUGGAGGCCAUGAGUCAGGUGCUGGAGCGCACGUGUGUCGCGAGCUGGGAGACUCUUCGAGAGCUGAUGUCGGAGCUGUGCAUGUGCGUCUGCAGCCGCACAGAUGUGGGGAAACCCGCUUGUACGUCGGAGGAGCUGAAACUGAGCGUGCUCCGAUGUCUGGACGCGCUCCUCCACGCGGCAUAUGGUGACAUUUUUUUCAAAUUGUUUGAGCCCGCAAUGCUGCCGGGGCUCGGCGCCGCAGUGUCGCUGCUGCUGAGUCUGGCGGAGAAGGAGAAAUGUCGAGAGAUACAGACGGCGGCGCUCAAGUGUCUUCUGAUUCUGACUCUCAAGUGCGACUGCGGUCAGGAUCACUUUGUGGCGUCUUCAGAGGAGAGACGGGCUGUCGGAGGCACCAUGGCCUCCUUCUUGCCUGGGGUCACCACGACCAUGACCCGCAUGAUCACAGGAGACCUUCGGCAAGGACACCUUGUCACAGUCGGAGCCAUGAAGGUCUGGACGUCUUCAGUGGGCCUGGUUCUGGAAGAUGUCCAGCUCCAGACCUGUGACUCCCAUCAGGCUCCUCCAGCCGAGCUCGGCAGGAUCGGUCAGCUGGUGGUCCAGCGCUCUGUAGGGUGGGUGAAGAGCACGGCUGAAAAACUGUCGGUGCUGCUGAAGAAGAUCAUCUCCUGCACCUCGGCCCAUCGUCACUGGAGGGUGCGUCUGCAGACAGUGGAGCUGGCUGACGCCCUGCUGCGCCGGUGCCAGCGCUCGCUGGGCCAGUGUGUGGGUCUGUUGCUUGAAGCCUUGGUGGGGGCCGUCAACGACGAGGAGUCCAGGGUGAAGGAGCGCUGCCAGGAAGCUCUGAAGGACGUGUCCGAGAGAAACCAGGCCUCCAGCAACAGCCAGAGCUUCACAGACGUCCUGUCUGAGAACCUCCACGUGCUGUGCACUUCACUGCCCCGACUGAUGCGCACGUCUGACGAUCAGAAGAAACUGUUUGUCCUGAACGUCUUCUUGGGUUAUCUGAAGCUCCUCGGGCCUCUGGUGUCCAUGGUCCUGAACUCUGCUGCACAUCUGGAGAGGAUCUCCAAAGCUCUGAUGCAGGUGCUGGAGCUGGACGUGAAAGACGUUCGAAUCGUUGAGGAGAGAAAUCUGGGAACAGCCAUUGAAGCGGGAACAUCUGACUUCUCCUUCGCUCACACGCAGAGGAAACACUUCCUGCUCUUCACCGACGACAAGAUCUUCUCUCUGCUGAUGGAGAUCUGCCGCACCUUAGGUUACCAUGGCAACAUUUACCUGCUCAGUGACCACUUCCUGGACCUGUACCGGCAGUCUCAGUCGUACAGGAAGCAGGCGGCCAUGGUUCUGAACCAGCUAGUCAGGGGCGCUGCAGGACACUCGGCGGGCGUUGGACCCUCGACCUCGCUGGAGGACCUGACUGCUGUGGUGCAGAUGGUCCUGGACGAAUACAUGAGCGUGGACAACUGGCAGCUGCUCACAACGGCUCAGGAGCGAGAGAAGGACCCCUGGGACCAGCAGCCCCACAGCUCAGUGAGACUGCUCUCCAUCUCCGACUCUGGAGCUGGUCCUCUCCAGGUCCUCCCCUCUUCCUCCUCGUCCUGCUCUCUGCUGCAGCUCAACAGCAACAUCUGGCAGCUGUGUCUGCAGCUGGAAGGUGUGUCCUGCUGCGCUCAAGCUCUGGGCGUGGACUUCCGUCCCUUGCUGAUGACAUCACUUUACCCUGUCCUGGAGAAGGCAGGCGAGGAGACACUGCUGGUCAGUCAGGCGGCGCUGAGCUGCCUGUGGGACGUGGCUCGGUCCUGCCGGUACCAGACGCUGAUGGAGAUGAUCAACCUCAACUGUGACUAUCUGCUCAAUGACGUCUCGCUCAACCUGCAGAGACUCUCACAGCACCCCGAGGCUCCCCGCGUGCUGACGGUCAUGUUGGUCCACUCGGACCGCAACCUGCUCCCACUGGUGGGCGACAUCGUGCAGGACGUACUGACGGCUCUGGACCUGAGCUACGAGAGGACGGCGCCGCUCUUCUGCUGUGUGCUGCUGGCGCUCAUGAAGGCUCUGGCUCGCUGGUUCCCACCCGCUCCCUGCCCCGCUGCCUCCAGCGCCCCUCCGCCCCCCACCCCUCUGGACCACUUUGAUGUGCAGCAGUUCCUGCUGGAGUACCAGAAGCAGAAGGACCUGGCUGAGGGCCGCUGGGUGGAAGGUGUGGAUGACCAAGAUGUCGAGGUCCCUCCUCCUUCAGAGCUUCCUCCUGAUGAUGAUGAUGAUGAUGACGAUGAUGGUGAGAAGAAAGGCGAGCUUCCUCUUCACCUCAGUGUGACCAAGGAUGUGAUGGAGCGCUGUGUCCACCUGCUGUCCGACCCUGACCUCCGAGUGCGACUCAAGGUUCUGGACGUGCUGGAGUUGUGCGUGUGCCUCUUGAGCGAGAAGGAGGAGGAGCUGCUGCCGAUGGUCCACCGCUGCUGGCCUGCCCUCCUGCAGAGGCUGACCGCCGACGAUCCACUCGCCAUCCUCAGAGCCUUCAGGGUUCUGUGCUCGCUGGGGGACGCGUGUGGCGACUUCCUGCGGAGACGCGUGUCCAAAGAGAUCCUGCCCAAAGUGAGCAGCUCCCUGCUCCACCAGGCUCCGGUCAGCGCCCGGGCUGGGCCCGUCUACACACACACGCUGGCCUACAAGCUACAGCUGGCGGUUCUGCAGGGGCUCGGCUCGCUUUGCCAGAGACUGGAUCUCGGUGAGCUGGAGCUGGAGCAGGUGUGUGAGACCUGUCUGCCCUACCUGAGCUGCAGACAGCCGGCCGGCCUGCAGGAGGCCUGUCUCAGCGUGUUCCGGAUCUUGGCCCGGCUGGACCCGGACCUGGUCUGGUUCAUCCUCAAUGAGCUCCACUGUCCGACUAGCUACGAGCCGCCGCACCCGGACCUGCUGCCAGUGCUGCUUAGCGGCGCCGGGCGGCCCAGAGACGAGUUCUCGGACAAUGUCGUGAAGCUGCUGAGUGAGGAGCUGAGCUGAGGACCUUGCUUGUUUCCCAAGAGUCUCUUUUCCAGUGGUUCACAGUGAAAUGGCUCAGGCUGGAGCACACCUGGAGCCUGGGUCCUCUCAAGCUGCUGCUGCUCACAUGCUUCACUGUGUCCUGAGAGAACUUGGUGAGAGCAGCCUCAGGUCAGUGAGAUGGUGCCACUGACCUGAAGUCCCCCUCCUCUUGGGUGGAUUGGAAGAGGGUCCCGCCGUGCAGUCAGGCCGGAUGAGGGCUGCUGCUGCUGCUGCUGCGGCGUGUCCACAUGUCUGCUCCAUCUCCAGCUCCAUCUCCAGCUCCAUCUCCAGCUCCAUCUCCUCACGUUGCCAGCCUCGUUCCUUCUCAUCCUCACCAGAGAGCCUUUCCAUCAGGCUCAGGUUGGAGCUCCAUCUGUUGAACACAGCAUUGCUCCGUCACAAGUUCACAUGAAGAACUAGAACUAGUGAACUACAACUACACACACACACGUGUCGCCGUCUGCUAGUGAGGCUGACAUGACAAACAAUUGUGUGCUCUAUGUUUUCACCUCGAAACCUGAGAGUGGUGUGUAAAUGCAUGUAGUCACAUGAUGUGUUUUUGCCACGAAACAACUGGGUGUUGUCAGCAGUGGAGUUGAGUCUGCCGAUCUGAGUCUGUCUUGUAUUGUUUUUCAGUAGGAGCUUUUCAUGUUUGCUUCUGUUUGUUCGUUUCUAUUUUACCCAGUGACAUUUAAGAAGAUAUAAAACAUUUGAUAUAUUAUUCCAUAUGCAUCAGAAUUUAUUGGGAACAAUUCUCAUCUGCCCCUCAUUGUGCGCUCAUUUGGUUUACCCCCAUGUCAGAUUGUUUUUUUGAUGUUAUGUCUCCAAAUGUCAGAAGGCAGAAGAUGCUACAUUUGGUUCAUUGUUUUUUACGCUAACUCCUGAGUCAGUGUUUUAUUUUCCUUCUAAAUUGUUGAAGUGAAGUGGAAUAUAGGUGGAAGCUUGACGAAACCAGUUGAAGGAUUAAUAAUAAUUUUAAACAAAGGUGUGAACAGUGUUGCUGCAGUUACUUUGAAAAAGUAAUCCAACUACUGAUGACUCCCUCAACAAGUAAUGUAGUGUCACGUCUCCUGUUGGCCACUUGGCAGUAGUUGCACUUAAGUGGCUGCUGUUCCUCGCCAGUCCGCGCCAGAGGAUCAUUUUAUUUCUGACUUUCAGGAGAAAAUGCAACAUUAGUACAUCACAUCUGUACCGUUUCUUCCUGCACCAAAGAAAGAAUAAUCUAUGAAAGUCUAAACAUCGAUCAUAAGUGUUGUUUAACUUGACCUAUCAAGAGGAUUUAAAAAAACUGCGACAUAGUUUUUUGAGUUCGCACUUUCAACACAUUUGUGAGGCGACUUUAUUUCACUCUCUUUAACCGGUGAUUUCUGCGCGUUGGUGGACAGCAGGGUUAAUACCGUCAUCCAUAGCAGACACUAACUCAAAGUGGUGGCUAGAAACGUGCAUCUCUCUCCUCACGUCUCUGUUAUUUACUGCCGUGUAGCCGGCAGCUUGACACCUGAGCUGCCCGCGUGUUGGAAACGUGACUGGCGUGUCCCUCACACGACGACAUGCCUAAAGACGUAGAAAGCGAAUGGUCAUGUUUCACUUCCCGACAAUGGCAACAAUAGUAACGCACGGUGACUUUGAUCUCUGAAGUUUGGUCCUGACAGGCGAGUCUGUCUUCUCUUCACUCUCUCUCUCCACAGGCAGCAGAAGCAGCAGCAGGUAGGAACUGGAGACACACUCAUGGUUUCAACUGUUUUAUUGUCCCCAUUCCUCCUCAGCCACAAGAGCCAACACCUCCAGCUUCAGGUGAGUCCCGCUGCAAGUUCACUUCCUGCUUCAGCAGGUCUUCAAGCCUUUGGACAACAAGAAGUCUCUGCUUUACUGUGUCUCCCAGCAUCACCUCUGUGAGAGAAAGCGGUCAGUGAGCAGCCAGAGGCAGCAGUGGUCAGCAGGGACUCACGUUUGACCUCCAGCUUGCAGGACACGGCUGCCUCCCCCUGCUGGUUCUUGGCUCUGCAGGUGUAGAUGCCCCCGUCGAAGCUGCACGGCUUCCUGAUCUCCAGCGAGCAGAUGCCCUGGUUGGACAGCUGCCGGUACUUGGGGUCGUUUCCGAUCACCAUCUGGUUCUUGAGCCACUCGAU